AUGGACGACCUCCAUGACGCUCCAAUCAGGAAGACAAAGGUGCUGGAAGGCUUCCUGGGGAUAGACUGGUAUGAUGAUGAUGAUGAUGAUGAUGAUGAUGAUGAUGCAGGCAGCUCUUUUCUGGAUGAUUUCCUUGAGAUAGUCAUGCAGCAAUCCCUCCAGAGUAAAAAUGGCCACCUGGACCUGUUUGUUCGCUUCCUUCAUGGCCUCUGUCUGGAGUCCAACCAGAGACUCUUAGGAGGUCUGCUGGGUCAGACAGAGAUCAGUCCAGAAACCAUCCAGAGAGUCAUCAACAACCUGAAGAAGAUGAACAGUGAUGAAAUCUCUCCUGACAGAAGCAUCAACAUCUUCCACUGUCUGAUGGAGAUGAACCACCUCUCAUUAUUUCAGGAGAUCCAAAAGUUCCUGAUGUCAAAGAACAGAUCAGAGAAGAAACUCUCUGAGAUCCAGUGCUCAGCUCUGGCCUUCAUGCUGCAGAUGUCAGAGGAGGUUCUGGAUGAGUUGGACCUGCAGAAGUACAACACAUCAGAGUGGGGACGACAGAGACUGAUUCCAGCUGUGAGGAACUGCAGAAAGGCUGGACUGACUCAGUGUGGACUCUCAGAGACUCACUGUGAAGUUGUGGCUUCAGCUCUGAAGUCCAACCCCUCCCAUCUGACAGAGCUGGACAUGAGUGGAAACAACCUGCAGGAUUCAGCAGUGAAGCUUCUGUGUGCUGGACUGGAGAGCAUCAACUCAAAAACAAAGGUUCAAAAGGCAGCAGUACAAAGGCAGAGGCAGGAGGGACAGUGUACACCAGGGGUCUCAAACUCGCGGGCCAUUUGCGGCCCACGUCACCUCUACCUGCGGCCCGCAUAUUGA
Oreochromis aureus is the source of this 861-nucleotide messenger RNA. RefSeq names its product NLR family CARD domain-containing protein 3-like. The transcript is spliced from 4 exons. NCBI's taxonomy places the organism in Eukaryota, Metazoa, Chordata, Actinopteri, Cichliformes, Cichlidae. The record is from RefSeq and is a predicted model, not a curated record. Bases 1 to 861 code for a protein of 286 amino acids.